This is a messenger RNA of Pseudopodoces humilis (Tibetan ground-tit), 3872 nucleotides long. It is a transcript of the gene PAK1, whose product is annotated as p21 (RAC1) activated kinase 1. The record is from RefSeq and is a predicted model, not a curated record. NCBI's taxonomy places the organism in Eukaryota, Metazoa, Chordata, Aves, Passeriformes, Paridae. Gene Ontology annotation, biological process: protein phosphorylation. Gene Ontology annotation, molecular function: ATP binding; protein serine/threonine kinase activity.
AGUUUGUGCCCAUUGACUCCUUGUCCUGUUGCUGGAUACCACCAAGAGGAGCCUGGUUCCAUCUUCUUUACACCUUCAUCAGUAACGGACUCCCCAACUGAAGAUGUCUAACAAUGGAGUUGAAACAGAAGACAAACCACCUGCUCCUCCAAUGAGAAAUACCAGCACUAUGAUUGGCUCAGGAAGCAAAGAUCCCGGGACUUUAAACCAUGGCUCGAAACCUCUGCCUCCCAAUCCAGAAGAAAAGAAGAGGAAGGAUCGAUUUUACCGAUCUAUUUUGCCAGGAGAUAAAACCAAUAAGAAGAAAGAGAAAGAGCGGCCGGAGAUCUCCCUCCCUUCAGACUUUGAACACACUAUUCAUGUGGGGUUUGAUGCAGUCACAGGAGAAUUCACAGGAAUGCCGGAGCAAUGGGCACGUCUGCUGCAGACUUCCAACAUCACCAAGUCAGAGCAGAAGAAGAACCCCCAGGCAGUUCUGGACGUGUUGGAGUUUUAUAACUCCAAGAAGAUCUCCAACAGCCAGAAAUACAUGAGUUUCACAGAUAAAUCAGCAGAGGAUUACAAUUCAUCUAAUACAUUGAAUGUGAAGGCUGUCUCUGAGAGCCCUGCAGUGCCCUCAGUGUCUGAGGAUGAGGAUGAUGAUGAUGAUGCAGCGCCGCCCCCUGUGAUAGCUCCGCGUCCUGAACACACCAAAUCUAUAUACACCCGCUCGGUGAUAGAUCCUCUUCCUCCGCCUACCAGAGAUGUGGCCACCUCUCCUAUCUCUUCUCCCUCGGAAAACAGCACCACAGCACCCGACAUGCUGGUCAGGAACACAGAGAAGCAAAAGAAAAAGCCAAAAAUGUCAGAUGAAGAGAUACUGGAAAAAUUAAGAAGUAUCGUGAGUGUGGGCGAUCCAAAAAAGAAGUACACGAAUUUUGAGAAGAUUGGGCAGGGAGCCUCAGGUACAGUUUACACAGCAAUAGAUGUAGCUACAGGACAGGAGGUUGCAAUCAAACAGAUGAAUUUGCAGCAGCAGCCCAAAAAAGAGCUGAUUAUUAAUGAGAUCCUUGUGAUGAGGGAAAACAAAAACUCCAACAUUGUCAACUACUUGGACAGUUACCUUGUAGGAGAAGAGCUGUGGGUGGUGAUGGAGUACUUGGCAGGAGGCUCCCUAACGGAUGUCGUGACGGAGACCUGCAUGGACGAGGGACAGAUCGCCGCCGUGUGCCGGGAGUGUCUCCAAGCCCUGGAAUUCCUCCAUUCAAACCAAGUUAUUCACAGAGACAUCAAGAGUGACAACAUCCUGCUGGGAAUGGAUGGCUCUGUCAAACUAACUGACUUUGGCUUCUGUGCCCAGAUCACUCCUGAGCAGAGCAAACGCAGCACCAUGGUGGGCACCCCGUACUGGAUGGCACCUGAGGUGGUGACACGGAAAGCUUACGGGCCCAAAGUGGAUAUCUGGUCUUUGGGGAUCAUGGCCAUCGAGAUGAUUGAAGGAGAGCCCCCCUACCUCAAUGAGAACCCUCUGAGAGCCCUGUAUCUCAUUGCUACUAAUGGGACUCCGGAACUGCAGAAUCCAGAAAAGCUUUCAUCCAUAUUCCGAGACUUCUUAAAUCGCUGUCUUGAAAUGGACGUGGAAAAGAGAGGUUCUGCAAAAGAGCUGCUACAGCACCAGUUCUUGAAAAUUGCAAAACCUCUAUCCAGUCUCACUCCUCUGAUUAUUGCAGCUAAAGAGGCAGCCAAGAACAACCAUUAAAGUGGUGAAAUCAACAGAGUCAUCAUGUCAAGACUUUUAGAUGUUCAUUUCAGAGACUGAAUUAUUUGCCCUUCUCCCCUUCUGCUCCUUCUUCACAGAGGUGUUCUUAAAACUUUGACUUGCCCUGAAGGGUGGCAGGGGCAUUGUUCACUGUACGUGGAAGGGCACACAACACGGACGUGGCUGAUCUUACAGGGUGAACUGUACUUCCAUCCUCGUGAUGGGGACGAGAGGGGAAGAAUAUUUUGUAUGGGUGAGAAGAUCUUUCCGAGAGCGUCUGAACCUGACCUACAAGUAGUGAAGCCAGUUUGUUCUCAUAUUUCUUAUGGUGUUUAUUUUUAAAAAUAAUGUGGAGCCUUAGACCAUGUUUAUCUUAAUAAAUUAAAUCUUUUGCUGGCUGCAUUUUGCCUGCUUCUGCCAAGCUGCUAUUACACCACAGAGGCUGCUCUGUGCUUUGGAUGACUCGAGGAGGGAAGGAAGCAGGCAGCAGCAAUGUGAACAGCUGUCAGCUGAGAGGGGAACGAGGAGGUGAAGGUGCAUCCCUCCUGCAGCACUGCUGGAUGCUUUGAGGAAGCAUGGACAAAGCCUCUGUGUGCUUCCUGCAGCCACUGAAGAACCUAAUUCAUGGAUGGUCUCUUUGCCAAAUUGUAUGAACUGCCCCCUAGUCCUCCCUUCCUCCUUUAGUGGCAACUCUACUAGUUAAACAAAUCUUGAAUAUUUUUUUGUUGUUCUAGGAAAUAAAUCACAGGAACAAAAUGACAGGGAACUCUUAGGGUUAUUUUAUCAGUGCUGUGAGGCUUUUUAGAGAUGCUGUCCUGUGUGAUUAACAAACAGAGCAAUUACUAUUGUAAAGACAAGAUUUGCCCACAAAAUAUGUUCAAAACUUGUUUCUUAGAGCAAGUCCAAUGGAAAACAAACUGGUAAUGGAUGCUGCUUUCUCCAUGGAGAUGUGGGGACAAAUUUUUUUUAAAUGAUGGUUUCUUUAUGCUACUGAUUCCUUGGGUUGCCAAUAUUCUGUAAAACAACAGGAAACCUGGAACUACUAGAAGAGGGAUUGGUUGUAAACACUGGGCUUAUGUUCAACUGUAUACUGAUUUUUAAUAAAGUGACUGCUGCAUUUCUUAACUUGGGGCUAGAGGAGAACUGGAGAAUUCACUGUCACCAGACAAGUCUGUCAUUGCUUGUAUGGUCACCAGGUUCUUGAAUGUGUUGGAUGAAGUAAUUUAACCUUGUUUCUUACCCCUUCUGCAGCCCUUUGGGGACAGUGAGUGUUUCCCAAGGGCGUAACUUUACACGUGGAGAAAAUCGAUACAAAAAAUGUGCAUUGUAACUGUGAGAGCUGCUUUCUCUGUACUGCUUUGGUCACAUAUGGGGUGGCCUCAAACCUAUUCUGGAGCAACCUUUCAUCUCUCUGUUGGACAGAAAUUCAUUCCAUCUUGUUGAGACCUGCUGCUGGCUCAGCCCUUUCCUCCCUGGACCUGGGCUUUGAUUAAAUACUGAUCGGCUCCACAGUUUAUGACAGCUCUUACACCAGCUUUAGUGGGUAUAGGUGCUUUGUGAGUUCUUUUGUUUCUGAGGGGCCUUCUCCCAUCCUUUGUGCUGCAGGGUGGUCACUGUUUGACAGAAGGCUGAGGGGUGAAAUCUGUUGCCCAAAUUUGCAACCUCUCUCCCUUUGUGUAUGUAUAUUUAAUCUCCCAGAAUUGUUAGGUUUCCUCUCACGAAGUUUAUAUCCAAGGAUGAGUUCCUUGGGCAAAACAGUACAGCUGCCAACCUGCAAAGGGAUAUGAUCUAUUGAUGAGCUCAUCUGCUUGGAGCUUAGAUGGAGAUAGUAGAAUAGAAGGGCCACUAUGUUUAAAUAAUUCUCUUUGAAAAGGACUUUGUAUUCCCUCUGGAAGACUCAGGAUGGCAUAUGUGGGAGGAAUAGAAUUAGUGUCUAGCUCUCUCCUGAUCUGAAAUCUCAUUUGACUGUCAGAUUUGGCAAUUGACUAUUUUUCAGACAAGGCAGGGUUCAAUUUGAUCCACAAUGUGUUUAACGUCUCUGACUUCUCUUUGAUUCCCUUCCUCACUCCCUUCUCUGCAUCUCAUUGAGAUGAGAACCUUAAUGCAGAUGUGCCCUAUCUGUGAGCAUGCACGG